AUGCACCAGCUCGCCAUCUUCCUCCUGGGCGUCGCAACGACGUCGGCGCUUCGCAUCCCAAGCAUUCCGACACCCGCCGCUGCCGCGUCGGCGCUCGCGCUCUCUCCGCUUGUAGCAGCGCCCGCCUUCGCUGACGUCGCACACGGCGAUGUCGUGCUGCACCCGGACCUUGGCGCCGCAGCAAUCGGUCUCGUCGCGGGCGUGGUGUUUGUGGGCGCCGCCUCGAACGCCGCGCUCCACUACGGCGACGAUGAGGGAUGUCUGAUUCACGAGCAGCACGAGAUCUGCGGCCGCCUUUCCGAGGGCGGCGAGUGCGUGCUUUCCAAGACCGGCCAGUGGGUGUGCGCGUAG
This is a messenger RNA of Emiliania huxleyi CCMP1516, 351 nucleotides long. RefSeq lists its product as hypothetical. The record is from RefSeq and is a predicted model, not a curated record. Lineage: Eukaryota; Haptophyta; Isochrysidales; Noelaerhabdaceae. Bases 1 to 351 code for a protein of 116 amino acids. The transcript is spliced from 2 exons.